Messenger RNA from Brachypodium distachyon (stiff brome), 1025 nucleotides. RefSeq names its product heavy-metal associated domain protein. Gene Ontology annotation, molecular function: metal ion binding. The transcript has 2 exons. The record is from RefSeq and is a predicted model, not a curated record. NCBI's taxonomy places the organism in Eukaryota, Viridiplantae, Streptophyta, Magnoliopsida, Poales, Poaceae. The coding region runs from base 228 to 692 and encodes 154 amino acids.
CUUACCGCUGGUGCUAAGCAUUGUGCAGUUGACAGCUGUGUACCUCUCUGGCUUCCUGCUUUGGCGAGCGAGUGCUCAUAAAAGGAGAUAAUGAGUAGAGGGAGCGAGCACAUCCAGCUCCUCUGAAGGUUCCAAUGGCACUUCCAUAAGCCAUCAAGGCACAUAUUGGUUCCCUUCCAUCUGAAGUUAAUUCCAGUAGUUCUUGUUGUUGCAAACUCGCCGGUGGUAUGGGUGGCACCUUGGAGUACAUGACUGGACUGUUAGGCGGUAGAAAUCAUCAUGGCGUCAAGAGCAACGAAAGGAGGCAGCUGCAGACUGUUGAGCUCAAGGUUAGGAUGGAUUGUGAAGGGUGUGAGCUCAAGGUGAAGAAUGCCCUCUCUUCCCUGAAAGGCCUUGAAUCGGUGCGCAUAAACAGGAAGCAGCAGAAGGUGACGGUGAAGGGUCGCGUGGAGGCCGGCAAGGUGCUCAAGAAGGCGCAGUCCACCGGCAAGAAGGCCGAGCUGUGGCCCUGCACCACGGUGAGCAUGCCCUACGUUGCUGCUUCGUAUGACAGGCGGGCCCCGCCUGGCCAUGUCAGGAGGGUGGAGCCCACCGCAAUGCCCUAUGUGUCCUCGAGCCACGUCAGCAGGCCAGAAGACCGGCUGACCGACAUGUUCAACGAUGACAACCCCAACGCCUGCUCCGUCAUGUGACUGAAAUGAACAAGAGACAGAAAUGCCCGCACCAUCAUUUUACCUCCGUCCUUGCUUCUGUUCUGCAUGUUGUCCAAUUGACACGAUUGGUUAUGUGAUUAACUCAACUCAAGAGGCAGAACCGCAGCACACUAUAGUAGUAAUACAUACCUGAUAAUCGGCAUUUGUGGGCGCGCGGGCGCACACAUAUUCACCUGCCUUGCCGUUCCUUUUGUUUUUUCUAUCCCUUUUCCUUUUCUGCCGACAUGAUAAGUGUCCAAACACCAAGUGUCAUGCUUAUGAAAUGCUCUAUUGGCAAGACAAGGUUCCGUAAAGAAAACAUAUUUCUGGUUA